This is a messenger RNA of Gastrolobium bilobum, 645 nucleotides long. RefSeq names its product probable protein phosphatase 2C 80. Bases 1 to 645 code for a protein of 214 amino acids. The transcript has 2 exons. NCBI's taxonomy places the organism in Eukaryota, Viridiplantae, Streptophyta, Magnoliopsida, Fabales, Fabaceae. The record is from RefSeq and is a predicted model, not a curated record.
AUGGAGUUUAAGUUGAUUAUCAAGAAGCGUCUUCGUGAUAAAUACGCUGGUCAUCAAGAAAAGCCAAAGAAACGGUUGAAGGUGUUGAAGAUGGUUGUUGAGAAAUUCUACUAUCCAAAGGAUAACCCAGAGAAACCAAAGGGAGAAGACGCAUUCUUCAUCUGUGAGGAACAGCGAACCAUGGGUGUGGCUGAUGGGGUCGGUGGUUGGGCCAAGAAAGAGAUCGAUUCCGGUGAAUAUGCCAGAGAGCUCAUGACAGAGGCUGUGAAUGCUGUUCAUCUUCAAUCAGAAAAAGGCUUUGUUGAUCCAAGAAAAGUGUUGAACGAUGCUUUCUUGAAUACCAAAGCUAAAGGUUCGUCCACUGCAUCUAUUGUUACUCUGAAGGAAGGGGUGUUGCAUGGAGUUAAUGUGGGUGAUAGUGGUUUAAUGUUGUUUAGAAAUAAUAGGUUUUUGUUUCAAUCACACUUCCAACAGCACUCUUUCAACGUGCCAUUUCAAUUGGGGAACAGUAAGAUCAGUGACCACCCUGACUCUGCACAUGAGUAUAAGAUUUCGGUAAAGGCAGGGGAUAUCCUAGUGUUAGGAAGUGAUGGACUUUUUGAUAACUUGUACGCUGAUACUAUUGAAGAAAUUCUGAGCUGGUAG